AUGCGCGGCCUGGUUAUCCCCCGUAAUCUCCAACCCCACCCGCGCGCCCGCCUCGUUAGGUCCGCCCCUUCCGUGGCGCAUGCUCAGCCGGACCGGACGGACAGGGGAUCUCGUCGUUUCCUCCCUCCCUCCCUCCCUCCCUCCGGGAAACAAAGCGGGGGUUGCGGUUUCAAGAUGUCAACCUGCACGUUUGCGACCUCCUGCGUGCUCUUGGGCAAUGCUCGAACAACCGAUGCCCCCCAGAAAGCGGUCAAGAGCCGCCUGAGCUUCCUUGGCCGAGGCGCCGUGCAGGUGCCGAGCCUGAGGUCCUCCUCUUUCAAGAAGCUGGACGUCUCCGCGGCGGCCACGUACAAGGUGAAGCUGGUGACCCCGGAGGGGGACGAGCACGAGUUUGAGGCGCCGGACGACACCUACAUCCUGGACUCGGCGGAGACGGCGGGGUUGGAGCUGCCCUACUCGUGCCGGGCGGGGGCAUGCUCGACCUGCGCGGGCAAGAUUGAGGCGGGCGCGGUGGACCAGUCGGACGGGUCGUUCCUGGACGACGUGCAGCAGGAGGAGGGCUACGUGCUGACGUGCGUCGCCUACCCCAAGUCGGACUGCGUCAUCCACACCCACAAGGAGGGGGACCUGUAUUAG
Molecule: messenger RNA, 636 nt
Organism: Triticum turgidum subsp. durum (durum wheat)
Lineage: Eukaryota; Viridiplantae; Streptophyta; Magnoliopsida; Poales; Poaceae
Source: the annotation of a GenBank genome assembly